This is a messenger RNA of Puntigrus tetrazona (Sumatra barb), 916 nucleotides long. RefSeq names its product transmembrane protein 272-like. The record is from RefSeq and is a predicted model, not a curated record. The transcript has 5 exons. The coding region runs from base 155 to 670 and encodes 171 amino acids. Lineage: Eukaryota; Metazoa; Chordata; Actinopteri; Cypriniformes; Cyprinidae.
AGACUAUUCGCUGCAAGAACAGGUUUGUCUUGAAAUGCUAUGGUUGUGAGGUGAGUGACGCAGCCUUUUAAAAACGUGAGCGCUUAACCCAUGAAGAAUCAUUUCAGGCUGUCUCUGAUCCCGUGACGUGAACACAUACAGAACUACAGGCACCAUGGAUCCAAAGCAAAUGUGGAGUUAUGUGAAAUCUCCUCCAACAACUAAUACAGCUUGCCUUGUUAUAACAAAACUGCUCUUCCUGGCUCUUCCCAUUGCUCAGAUCACAAUAGGUGCAGUGUAUCUUCAAGACUGUCCCCAGCAGCGCUAUAUCCCAGUGUACGUGCUGGUCUGUGGAGUGUUUAGUGUAUUUCUUGCCUUGCUGUCCUGUCUGCCCUGUGCCAGAGAGACAGAGGAGGGAGGUCAAAACGCGCUCAGCUGUAUCUGCAAUGUGUGGAAUGCUCUUGUUUCUACCUUCUUGGUCUGUUGGAUGAUUUGUGGCAGUGUGUGGAUUUACUCUAUUUAUCCUCCUAAGUACAACCAAACCGUGGCUGGAGAUCUUUACUGCAAUAAGACUCUCUACCUGUUUGCAUUCUGGACCACCACAGUGGGAUACAUAAUGUUGGGUCUGACGCUGUUGCUUGGGUGCUGUGUUUGUAUCUGUGCUUGCAUUUGUGGCUCAGCACAGAAUUAACAAAAACUCUGCGCCAUUCUAAUUAAUCUUGAUGACAGGCUUUUGAUGGUUUGUACAAUAAAUUCACAAAGCCAAAUAUACGUGUCUUUAAUGUAAAACAUGUUAUGUAAAAAAUUGUCUUUAAAACUUUUGGUAGCAUUUUAAGCAUUAAUAGUAAAAAUAGAACUGAUGUCUUUUUUUUUUUUUUUUUUUUUGAAAAUGCAACAAUGAAAAUUUAAAUCUUAAUAAAAUCAAAGUAGCCAGCGA